GGGCGGGGCCGCGUUCGCCGGUUGGAGGCGCCGCCAUGGCUGCCAUAUUGGAGAGGAAGUGAGGGCAGGAGGCGGCGGCGGCGGCCUGGGCGGAGCAGCACCGGCCCUUCUCCCCGGGUCUCCUCAGAGCAGCGCGCCUGUCGACGGCGGCCGACCGCUCCCUGGAGCCGGACGGGAGAAAUCGCGAGGCCGGAGAGGCCGCUUUGAGCGCCCGGGCGUCGGCGUCGGCCUUGGCCUAAAAUGGCGGACCCGGCAGAGUGCAAUAUCAAAGUGAUGUGUCGCUUCAGACCCCUCAACGACUCUGAGGUGACCAGAGGCGACAAGUAUAUCGCCAAGUUCCAAGGGGAGGAUACCGUCGUUAUCGCGUCCAAGCCCUACGCAUUUGAUCGUGUAUUUCAGUCUCACACGUCACAGGAGCAAGUAUAUAAUGAUUGUGCAAAAAAGAUUGUUAAAGAUGUACUUGAGGGAUAUAAUGGUACGAUAUUUGCUUAUGGGCAAACGUCAUCUGGAAAGACACAUACUAUGGAGGGGAAACUACAUGAUCCAGAUGGAAUGGGGAUUAUUCCAAGGAUAGUGCAAGAUAUAUUUAAUUAUAUUUAUUCCAUGGAUGAAAAUUUGGAAUUUCACAUUAAGGUGUCAUAUUUUGAAAUUUACCUGGAUAAAAUAAGGGACCUUUUGGACGUCUCCAAGAUCAAUCUUUCUGUUCACGAGGACAAAAACAGGGUACCUUAUGUGAAGGGCUGCACUGAACGUUUUGUGUGUAGUCCAGAUGAAGUUAUGGAUACAAUAGAUGAAGGAAAAUCUAACAGACAUGUAGCAGUUACAAACAUGAAUGAACACAGUUCUCGAAGUCAUAGCAUCUUUCUCAUUAAUGUAAAACAAGAAAAUACUCAAACGGAACAGAAAUUGAGUGGAAAGCUUUACCUUGUAGACUUGGCAGGUAGCGAAAAGGUUAGUAAAACAGGAGCUGAAGGCGCUGUGCUGGAUGAAGCCAAGAACAUCAACAAGUCUUUGUCGGCUCUUGGCAACGUCAUUUCUGCUUUAGCUGAAAAUAGUACGUAUGUUCCAUAUCGUGAUAGUAAGAUGACUAGAAUCCUUCAAGAUUCACUAGGUGGCAACUGUAGAACAACAAUCGUUAUUUGUUGCUCUCCAUCAUCUUACAAUGAAUCUGAAACAAAAUCUACACUGUUGUUUGGUCAAAGAGCCAAGACUAUCAAGAACACAGUUUGUGUCAAUGUGGAGCUGACUGCAGAGCAAUGGAAGAAAAAAUAUGAAAGAGAAAAGGAAAGAAAUAAGACCUUACGCAACACCAUACAGUGGCUUGAAAAUGAGCUCAACAGGUGGCGUAAUGGUGAGACUGUACCUGUUGAUGAACAGUUUGACAAGGAGAAAGCCAACUUGGAAGCAUUUGUGGAUAAAGAUGUAACCAUUACUAAUGAUACUCCAACUGCUACUAUUGGAGUGGUUGGCAGUUUCACUGAUGCUGAACGGAGAAAGUGUGAAGAAGAACUUGCUAAAUUAUACAAACAAUUAGAUGACAAGGAUGAAGAAAUUAAUCAGCAGAGCCAGUUGGUUGAGAAACUGAAAACACAGAUGUUGGACCAGGAAGAGCUUCUAGCAUCAACUCGGCGGGACCAAGACAAUAUGCAAGCUGAACUGAAUCGCCUCCAGGCUGAAAAUGAUGCCUCUAAAGAAGAAGUGAAAGAGGUGCUGCAGGCCCUCGAGGAACUUGCCGUCAACUAUGACCAGAAGUCCCAGGAAGUGGAGGACAAGGCGAAGGAAUACGAGCUGCUUAGUGAUGAACUUAAUCAGAAAUCGAUUACAUUAACCAGUAUAGAUGCUGAACUUCAGAAACUGAAGGAAAUGACCAAUCAUCAGAAGAAACGGGCCACAGAAAUGAUGGCCUCUUUGCUGAAAGAUCUUGCAGAGAUAGGAAUUGCCGUUGGGAAUAAUGACGUGAAGCAACCUGAAGGAACAGGCAUGAUAGAUGAAGAAUUCACAGUUGCAAGACUCUACAUCAGUAAAAUGAAGUCUGAAGUGAAAACCAUGGUCAAGCGAUGCAAGCAGUUAGAAAGUACUCAAACGGAAAGCAACAAGAAAAUGGAAGAAAAUGAAAAAGAGCUAGCAGCCUGCCAGCUUCGUAUCUCACAGCACGAGGCCAAGAUCAAGUCGCUUACAGAGUAUCUUCAGAACGUGGAACAGAAGAAAAGACAGCUUGAAGAGUCUGUGGAUUCCCUUAACGAUGAGCUCGUCGAGCUUCGAGCACAAAAAAAAGUCCACGAAAUGGAGAAGGAGCACUUGAACAAAGUUCAGACUGCAAAUGAAGUCAAGCAAGCUGUCGAGCAGCAGAUUCAGAGCCACCGCGAGACUCAUCAGAAGCAGAUCAGCAGCCUGAGAGAUGAAGUCGAGGCAAAGGAGAAACUUAUCACGGAACUGCAAGAUCAAAAUCAGAAAAUGAUGCUUGAGCAGGAGCGACUCCGAAUUGAGCACGACAAAUUGAAAGCUACCGAUCAAGAGAAAAGCAGGAAGCUGCACGAACUUACGGUUAUGCAAGAUAGGAGAGAACAAGCAAGACAAGACUUGAAAGGUUUGGAAGAGACUGUGGCCAAAGAACUUCAGACCCUGCACAACCUCAGGAAGCUGUUUGUUCAAGAUUUGGCUACCAGAGUUAAGAAGAGUGCCGAGAUUGACUCAGAUGACACCGGGGGCAGCGCUGCACAAAAGCAAAAGAUCUCUUUUCUUGAGAAUAAUCUUGAACAGCUCACAAAAGUCCACAAACAGCUUGUGCGUGAUAAUGCAGAUCUUCGCUGUGAGCUCCCAAAAUUGGAGAAACGGCUUAGAGCUACAGCUGAGAGAGUGAAAGCUUUAGAGUCUGCGCUGAAGGAAGCCAAAGAGAAUGCAUCUCGUGACCGCAAGCGAUAUCAGCAAGAAGUUGACCGUAUUAAAGAAGCUGUCAGAUCGAAGAAUAUGAUCAGAAAAGCACAUUCUGCACAGAUUGCUAAGCCCAUCCGCCCUGGCCAGCAUCCGGCAGCUUCUCCAACUCAUCCAAGUGCAAUUCGCGGGGGAGGUGCUUUUACACAGAACAGCCAGCCAGUUGCCCUGCGUGGAGGCGGAGGGCGGCAGGAUAAAAUGUAACAUCUACAUCACACCAGAUGCUGGAAGGUACAUGCAGCAUGAAGAAGAUUGGUAUCGUGCAACGAGAGUCAUUCCAUGACAGUGAUCUCUAUAUCUGUCUCGUACUGGGGGAUUGUAGGAUUAUUUUGGGGGGAAAUUGUAUAAAUUUAUACUGGUCUGUACAGCUGUCCUCAUUCUACAGAUUCGGCCGAUUCCCAAUGAAAUUAUGGAGAAAAUUGUCCCUCUUGGAAAAUUGACUUGUAACUUUAAAAUGUAGCUCUUUCCAUUACACAAUCCUGUCUUUCACGUCUUAAAUUUAGUCCGCACUGUGCCAAGUUGAAUGUAUGUUAAGCUACAUCCUAGUUCCUAGCUUCCUAGCUUAACUUGUGUAUAUUCUAUGGUCUUAGGGAAUGUGGAACAAUGUUAAAAUAUGUUUUAAUUUUUACCACUUUGAAAUAACACUACUUGACCCACUCUUGAAUCAGAGCAGCCCUGUACAUUAAGCGUACCCACAUUGGCUGUAUAGAGCGUCAGAAUGAAAUUAUUUGUACAGUGUGCCGUUACUGAGAUGUGCUUAUGACGACUGCCCUAAGGCACUGAAGUCUCAAACGUAGAACUAAAAACUUCUGUUCUAAUCAGGCUGCUCAACAACUAUUUGAUUAAAUCUCUGUUAUCAGGGUAAUGGAGUUAAUACUGUAUAGCAAGUAGCAAGUGUAAGUUUACAUAGAAAGACUUGGCAAUGACUUAUUUAAUCUAUCCUGUUUCCGAUCAGACACAGAUGAGUGUGAUGAGCUGAAAACAUUCUGCUUUGUCUUGAUGAGCCUGUUGACGGUCACCAGGGUUGGAUAAAUGGUGUUAGCUGCCGUAGCGUGCAGUUGGAACCCUGUAGACUGCCUCUUGUUUCAGCCGUGGUUUUAUUAAUUAUCUGCACAGCGCAGACGGGGAUUUCAGUUUAAGGGAGUGCGAAUCACUUGAAUGCAAGGAACAAGCUCGAUGCAGAAAGGAAAAAAAGUGCUUGAAAUGGCCGGAAGUGUUCAGAUGGUUGUGGGAGUUGUGCACGCAGACUGUAUUGUAACUUAUUUGUAAAUCUAGAAUUCUGUAAAUGUUUUUUUUCCAGAGUACUUUGUCAGGCCUUUUUUUAUUACCUUUCUCUUUUGCAGUUUUGAAAAUGAAAAAAAAAACCUUACCCCUGUAAAAAAGCACUUGUAGCUACAUCUCAUGAAAGUCAAAGAACGCCCUCGAUGGAUGUUCCAAAAGGCUUUGGUGGUUCCUUUCUCAUAAGGCAAUAAUUAGGUUGGUAGCAGUCAAGAGAAGGAAGGUUGCAGCAGGGGGGAAAUUCGGAGCGAUGGCUGUUCUGGAGCAAGUUCAUGCCACUUUUCUGUCUUUCUAUAGAACAUUCACAGGCACUUUCUGUUCAUCUGGAGGACUGGGUUUUUUUUACACAAAAAUAUUUGUAUCGUGGAGCUUAGUAAUGGAAAACUUGGGUAGUCAUUUAUUUCCUGUUCCUUAUUAUUUGUCUCUUUUUAGAAAUAAUUUGUUUUUAGAGGCUAGGGUUUUUAUCAGCCAGGCCCUCACCAUUUAGGGAUUUUCACAUCCUAGGACCUUUUGUUUUUGUGCUUGAAUUCACACUCCAAACCCAAAAUGAACUAUUUCUGGAACUUCCAAGGAGGGUAAAACAAAGGAAGAAAAGGCAUUGCAAGUCAAGCUCAGAGCUGCAUUUCUCAACUUAUUCUGAUUUCUGAACAGUAACCAUAUGUUUCCAGUCCUGAUUCAGUUAAUGCAGCAAGUCUGGUUUCCUGGCCCUAUAUUCAAAUGAAGCAGGAUCUUUUCUCAUGGCUGUUAUGGUAGUUUCAUUCCUGUAAGUUAACGUAUCACGGGUUUUGGUGCUGACAUGGCUGUGUAAUUAAGCGGUUAAAUAAACUGUAACUAGCAUGUAGCUCAAAAUGUACAUCCUUUUUAUACCUAAGCUUUUUUUUUAUUUUAACCUUUUAUGAAGUUUACCAAGAACUGCAACUUAGACUGUCAAGAAGAACUCCUAUUUUAGUUCUUUGGAUCAUCUACAAUAGGUUGCAUGAACAGGAUCACUGUUGGUUUUGUAAAUUUUAAGAUGUCAAUCUGCAAUAGAAUUUUAAGAGCAGCGCUGUUCCAAUUUACACUCCUUGGGUUUUUUUUUUAAUUAUUCCUUUAGGCCAUUUUUUAAAAAGUGGCUUAGGGUAAGAAUUGAGUGAGAUGAAAGAACACUAUUUAUUAAUGGAGAUUCAACUAAAUUAUUUGCUUAACUCUACUGAUGUAUUUCUUUAUGUAACUCUAAAUUAGACCUAAAAUGACAACAGUCUGCCUUGUGGACGCAGUUGUUUAUUCUCAGUACAUGAGGAUGCAUUGCAGAAUAAAUGGUUUGGAGAAGAUGCCAUAUAGUUUUAACUACUUGCAUGCUGUAAAUGUUUUUUGUGUUUAAAUAAAAUCUUGGAAUUUCAAUGAA
Sphaerodactylus townsendi is the source of this 5593-nucleotide messenger RNA. RefSeq names its product kinesin family member 5B (gene KIF5B). Lineage: Eukaryota; Metazoa; Chordata; Lepidosauria; Squamata; Sphaerodactylidae. The coding region runs from base 241 to 3135 and encodes 964 amino acids. The transcript is spliced from 26 exons. The record is from RefSeq and is a predicted model, not a curated record. Gene Ontology annotation, molecular function: microtubule motor activity; microtubule binding; ATP binding. Gene Ontology annotation, biological process: microtubule-based movement.